Chlamydomonas reinhardtii is the source of this 2278-nucleotide messenger RNA. RefSeq lists its product as uncharacterized. The coding region runs from base 41 to 1171 and encodes 376 amino acids. Lineage: Eukaryota; Viridiplantae; Chlorophyta; Chlorophyceae; Chlamydomonadales; Chlamydomonadaceae. The record is from RefSeq and is a predicted model, not a curated record. The transcript has 2 exons.
GACCACAACUUUCGACCAGCGCGCCGUUUCGCACAAAACCAUGAGCCGCGUGAAGCGGAAGCGCACUGAUGACUUCCUGCUUGCUGAUGAGCCCACCGACAUUGUGAUUAUCACUGCAGACAGCGAGCAGCCGCUCGAGGCGCACACCACAGUCUUGGGCCUGCUUUCGCAUGUGGUUCGCGACUUGCCUCGCGCCAGCAGCUGCAAGACCACCUGGGACCUCUCCAAGCUGGUGCUCGAGGGCCAGAGCAGCCCGGUGUCCUCGGCUGUGGUGCGGCAGUGGCUGGACCUGGUCUACUCGCGGGUGGACGCUGGUCGGCAGCCCCCAAAGUUCCCCAGGCUGUCGGAGGCCGCGCGGUCGCUGUUGCUGUUCGCGGACGCCGUGGGCACUAGCCAGGUUGUGAUGGAUGCCCUCGGCGACGCGCUGGCGGCGCAGCCAAGCCUGGCGCUGCCGGUGGUGGUGAACGGCGGUGGCGGUGGUGGCGAGGGAGGGGCCGCUGGCGGGGGCGGUGCUGCUGCGGCACCGCAGCCGCCGCCGCCACAGCUGCAGCUGGCGCUGCGCGGCAAGCUAUACUUCUGCACUAGAUCUGACGGCCUGAAUGCCCUCGACGUCCCGACUUCGGGCACAAUACACAUGGUCGUCUCCGGCGGGGCACUGGCGCCGCACAGCGCCGCCCUCCCCGGUGCCGUGGCGGCCGCGCUGGAGGGCUGGCUGUACCUUGCGGGGCGGUUGGGACUGGUGGCGCUGGUGCGGCUGCUGCUCGACUUCUACAAGGCGCAACUCAUGUCUUCUGGUUUAUCUAUCGUGUGCGGGACCGCUGCAAAGGUGUAUAGCCGGCGCGUGCUUGAGUGCAUGCCGCACGAGCUGCUGGUGGAGGGCUUCGUGCGCGACUCGCUGUGGAGUUCCCAGCUGGGCCAGGCGGAUGUGCCCGCCGGCAGCAAGUUCAAUCUCGUCAUGAGCUCCGAGCACGCGGCGACAUGGUUUGAUCUGGCCCCAGGUGGGCAGGCGGACGGUGAGGAGAUGGAGGCAGCAAACAUGUUUAAGAUGGGUCCAAAUAAGCAGCGGCUGCGUGUGUCCUUGGGUGGCAUGAACCCCGCACAGCACCAGCAGGCGGUGCUGGAAGUGCUGCAGCAGCUGGAGGAGGAGGAGGAGGAGGUGGGGGCGAUGUAGGUAACGACCUGUAGUGACUAGUGAGGUGGCGGCACUGCUAGGGUUUGCGCUGGCCGACGCAUUGCACAGGCGGCAGUCGGGCGGACUGGACAGCAUACACCAUUGCACGUGACAAAUUCAACCUGUGAAAUAAGAUGAGCGCGGGAGUGCCAGGUUGCAGAGUAUGCAGGGGUGUGUCGUGGUGUGGGGUAAGGUUGCGUGGGCAAGCACGCAGUGCAUGGUAGCUAGGGGCAGGGACGCCUAUCACGUCGGGGCAGGUGCUGGCACAUACCGCACUGGAAAUGGCAGGCUGCGCCUUGGCUUGAGCUUUACAUGCACAUUUGCGGGUGUUGUUUGCUGGUUGAGGUGAAUCGCCAUUGCAGAUGGCAGGACACGUUGGCAAGCAUGAGUGCGGUUUUGGCACUGACUGCUGACGCACUACAGGGGCGGCAGUCGGGGAACCGUGGAGCAGGAGCACUGGCAACCUGGCGUUGGUGGACCUGGUGGCGGUCUGGAGUCGGGGGAGCGGGCAUCGACGCACGAGACAUCGACUGCAACGCCGAAUGAUUGUGGGAUUGAUGCAAAGCAUGCGGUCCUUUGUCAUGAUAUGGCGUUACGUUGAAUGGGCACGGACGCGCCGGGGUAGGGGUAGGGGAGCAUGUCACGUCGGGGCAGGUGCUGACACAACUACCGGUAGUACGGUACUGGCAGGAUGCGCCAUACUGCCACGUUGGUGUGCUUGCGAAUCGCCUUUGGGUAGGCAGGACUAUGGCAUGAAAUUAUGUCAGAGCUUAGGAGGUAGCGACAAGUGUGCGCUGGAACAGGCAUAUACGGCACAGCCAGUGCAAGUAUGGUAUUAUGCACAAUGCCAUCUUUGCUUCGGGUAUUAGACGGGGGUCAUCAAUAGCUGUGCGCUGGAUGACCGUGGGCUUAAAGAGAUUGCGCGCUUGUAAACGGUUGCAAAGGCCUAGCCACAUACGGUGCUCAUACGAUGUGUGAUGCCAGGAGUUUUGUUUCAUAGCUGGACUUGCUACGGCUCCACGUGCUCAAGGUGCUGGGGCCUGGCCUGGUGUGCGUGCUGGAGACGCAUUCCCUGUACCGUGCUGCACGCUGUAAACUCUCGGCUUC